Messenger RNA from Capsicum annuum, 1743 nucleotides. Its product is annotated as receptor-like protein 19. Gene Ontology annotation, molecular function: protein binding. NCBI's taxonomy places the organism in Eukaryota, Viridiplantae, Streptophyta, Magnoliopsida, Solanales, Solanaceae. The transcript has a single exon. The record is from RefSeq and is a predicted model, not a curated record. Bases 1 to 1743 code for a protein of 580 amino acids.
AUGCUCUUUCAAAACUUGACCAAGUUAGAGCUACUCUCUCUUACUCCGAUAAACAUUUCAUCCAGCAUACCCAUAAAUGUAUCCUCUUCUCUGAGAUAUCUAGAUCUUGCAGCUACUAACUUGCAUGGAGAUUUGCCAAAAAGCAUCUUCCUCCUACCCAAUCUGGAAACUCUCAGAUUGUCAUACAAUGCGCAUCUCACUGUUUCGAUGCCCAAGUUUAACUGGAGCAGCAGUCAUUCACUAAGGGAGUUGGAGCUCUCUUCGACAAAUAUUGCUGGAGGACUUCCCAGUUCACUCGGAACUCUCAAAGCCUUAAAAGUUGUGGGGUUUUAUUAUUGCAACCUUGCCGGACCUUUUCCAGAAUCCAUCAGGAACCUUUCACAAAUCACCCGACUAGAUCUUUCAUACAACCAUUUGGAGGGGGAAAUUCCUGAUGCUUUUUCCAACGCUCAAAAGCUUACAUCCUUAUCACUGGAGAGCAACUCCUUCAAUGGCCGGUUCCCAUCUUCCCUUGUGAACUUGACAAAGCUUGAAAUGUUGAGUUUGAGACACAAUUUAUUCAGUGGUCCACUUCCCGUCACUGCUAAUGGACUUCAAAAUCUAGUAAGUCUAGACGUGUCUAGUAAUUCACUCAACGGCUCAAUCCCGUCUUGGAUGGCGAGUCUUCCUUCAUUGAUUUAUUUACUGCUGAAGAGAAAUCAUUUCAGUGGACCACUCUCUCUUAUACAAAAUAAGUUGAAGGGGGAGAUUGGAGCACAAUUGUUUUCAAGUCUCAAAUAUCUUGAUCUUUCAUCAAAUAAUUUGAGUGGUGAAGUAGAAGAAGAAAUGUUUUCAAGCAUGCAAAACCUCUACUUGCUUGAUCUUUCAUCAAAUAAUUUGACUGGUGAAGUAGAAGCAGAAAUGUUUUCAAGCAUGCAAAACCUUUACUUUCUUGAUCUUUCUCGUAGUGGUUUAUCAUGGAGUAGCAAUAAAGAUAGCACCAACACCACCAUUCCUCAUCUUAGGUUUUUAUGGUUACGCUUUUGUCAUGUGAAAGAUUUCCCAGAUUUCUUAUCGAAUUCUAAAGAAUUAUGGAUUUUGGAUCUCUCGGAGAAUGAAAUUCACGGGCAGUUCCCUAAAUGGUUUGGGGGUUUGGUUGCACUGCAAAGCCUUAACCUCUCUCACAACUACCUUACAAGCUUGGACCAUCUACCAUGGCAGACACCGGUAUUUGUUGAUCUUCAAACAAACUCACCUAGUGAACCUCUACCGUCCUCCCUUUGCAAGUUGAGUUACCUUACAUUUCUUGAUUUGUCUUAUAAUAACUUGAGUGCUGAAAUUCCCAAUUGUUUGGUUACUUCUGCCAGGCUCGAGAUCUUAGACUUACGAGCUAAUAACUUCCAUGGGCUCCUACCAAACAAAUUCCCCAAAAACAGUGGUCUAAUUCACUUUAGUUUGAGCAAAAAUCAACUGGAAGGUCCGAUCCCAACAUCUCUAGUCAACUGUACAUACUUACAAGUCCUUGAUUUGGGAAACAACAAAAUUCGCGAUACAUUUCCCACCUGGUUGGAGACGCUGCAAGAGUUGGAGAUUCUCAUAUUGGAAUCUAACAGAUUUUAUGGACCCAUAGUUGCUUUUAAAACGAAAUCGCCAUUUCCAAGUUUGAGUAUCUUUGAUCUCUCCGGCAAUUCGUUUACCGGCUCUUUACCUAUAGAGGUUCUAAAAGGCUUCAAAGCUAUGAUGAACAUGAAUGCAGACAAAUAA